UUUUUAUUGUCGCCUGAGAGGAGCUGCUGUAAUGGCGGUGUCUCGUCGCUCCUCGCAGCAGCAAAGCACCAUACAGUCUCCGCCGAGAAACAGCUCUCUCUCGGCUGCUCCGGGCUCUCCUCCGCCGAUGGCCCUGAUCGUUCCCCCGGAGAGUGAAAGGGAAUGCGCCGGUGGAAUCGACGUCGCUCCGGCCUCCCCGGACCUCCUCGUCCCGGUGCUACCGAGCAGUGCGAGCUUCUCCACGACAACAACCUCCGGAGGCAGUGGCAGCAGCGUCUCCAGCCCCGGAUCCGGAGCCUCCAGCCCGGCGGACGGCAGCAGCGGAGGGGCCUUCAGGGAGCUGUUCGAGGCCUGUCGGAACGGAGACGUUUCCCGGGUGAAGAGACUGGUGGACUCGGUGAAUGUAAACGCGAAGGACAUGGCUGGUCGAAAAUCAACCCCGCUCCACUUCGCUGCGGGUUUUGGCAGAAAGGAUGUGGUGGAGCACCUCCUGCAGACGGGGGCCAAUGUUCACGCCAGGGAUGAUGGCGGACUUAUCCCCCUGCAUAACGCCUGCUCUUUUGGCCACGCAGAGGUUGUCAGCCUCCUCUUGUGUCAGGGAGCAGACCCCAACGCUAGAGAUAACUGGAACUACACCCCGUUACACGAGGCUGCCAUCAAGGGAAAGAUAGACGUCUGCAUUG
This is a messenger RNA of Notothenia coriiceps (black rockcod), 683 nucleotides long. Its product is annotated as tankyrase-1-like. The transcript is spliced from 2 exons. The record is from RefSeq and is a predicted model, not a curated record. NCBI's taxonomy places the organism in Eukaryota, Metazoa, Chordata, Actinopteri, Perciformes, Nototheniidae. The annotation marks the transcript as partial. Gene Ontology annotation, molecular function: protein binding.